Messenger RNA from Eptesicus fuscus (big brown bat), 2314 nucleotides. It is a transcript of the gene SLC6A4, whose product is annotated as solute carrier family 6 member 4. Gene Ontology annotation, biological process: serotonin uptake; sodium ion transmembrane transport. Gene Ontology annotation, cellular component: plasma membrane; neuron projection. The transcript has 14 exons. The record is from RefSeq and is a predicted model, not a curated record. Bases 363 to 2255 code for a protein of 630 amino acids. Lineage: Eukaryota; Metazoa; Chordata; Mammalia; Chiroptera; Vespertilionidae. Gene Ontology annotation, molecular function: serotonin:sodium:chloride symporter activity; serotonin binding.
CAGGAGGAACACCGAGCCGCAGCCGCCGAGGCAACGUGAAGUUUGUGCGGCUCAACAUGACGCAAAAAUUCUUGAAGAGCUCUUUGGCGGCGGCUAUCUAGAGAUCAGACCAUGUGAGGGGCCGAGAGUACAAAUACGGCCGCUCGGGCGCAGCUCCGGCACAGGCAGCGGCCGCCCCGGGUGCCUCGAGGGCGCGAGGGUCCCCCGCGUCGGCGAGCCCUGGGACCAGCCUCCCCGCGGACUGCCGGCAGAGCCCUCAAUCCCAUUGAUAUAAAGCUCUGAGGACCCCCACAGAUCGUGCACCAAGAAUUCAGUUCAAGUCCUCCGCGGAUGGGCGUCAGCAUCGUCUACUAGACAGCAGAAUGGAGACCACGCCCUUAAAUUCCCAGAAGGAGCUGUCAGUGUGUAAGGAUGGAGAAGACUGUCAGGAAAAUGGACUUCUACGGAAGGGUGUUCCCACCUCUGGGGAUAAGGUGGAGCCCGGCCAGAUCUUCAAUGGGUACUCAGCAGUUCCGAGCCCCGGUGCAGGAGAUGACACACAGCACUCCAUCCCGGCUGCCACCACCGCCCUAGUGGCUGAGGCUCACUCGGGGGAACGGGAGACCUGGGGCAAGAAGAUGGAUUUCCUCCUGUCGGUCAUUGGCUACGCCGUGGACCUGGGCAACGUCUGGCGCUUUCCCUACAUAUGUUACCAGAAUGGAGGGGGAGCAUUCCUCCUCCCCUACACCAUCAUGGCCAUUUUUGGGGGGAUCCCGCUCUUCUACAUGGAGCUCGCGCUGGGCCAGUACCACCGAAACGGAUGCAUUUCCAUAUGGAGGAAAAUCUGCCCGAUUUUCAAAGGGAUCGGUUACGCCAUCUGCAUCAUCGCCUUUUACAUCGCCUCCUACUACAACACCAUCAUGGCCUGGGCGCUCUACUACCUCAUCUCCUCCUUCACCGACCGGCUGCCCUGGACCAGCUGCGAGAACUCCUGGAACACCGGCAACUGCACCAACUACUUCUCCGAGGACAACAUCACCUGGACACUCCACUCCACGUCCCCCGCGGAGGAAUUUUACACGCGCCACGUCCUGCAGAUCCAUCGGUCUAAGGGGCUGCAGGACCUGGGGGGCGUCAGCUGGCAGCUUGCCCUCUGCAUCAUGCUCAUCUUCACUAUUAUCUACUUCAGCAUCUGGAAAGGCGUCAAAACAUCCGGGAAGGUGGUGUGGGUGACAGCCACCUUCCCCUACAUCAUCCUGUUGGUCCUGCUGGUGAGGGGCGCCACCCUCCCUGGAGCCUGGAGAGGUGUUCUCUUCUACUUGAAGCCCAACUGGCAGAAACUCCUGGAGACGGGGGUGUGGUUGGAUGCUGCCGCUCAGAUCUUCUUUUCCCUUGGUCCUGGCUUCGGGGUCUUACUGGCUUUUGCUAGCUACAACAAAUUCAACAACAACUGUUACCAAGACGCCCUGGUGACCAGCCUGGUGAACUGCAUGACGAGCUUCGUUUCGGGAUUUGUCAUUUUCACGGUGCUUGGCUACAUGGCCGAGAUGAGGAAGGAAGAUGUAUCCGAGGUGGCCAAAGACGCAGGCCCCAGCCUGCUCUUCAUCACAUACGCAGAAGCCAUCGCCAACAUGCCGGCGUCCACCUUCUUUGCCAUCAUCUUCUUCUUGAUGUUGAUCACACUGGGCUUGGAUAGCACGUUUGCAGGCCUGGAGGGGGUGAUCACGGCGGUGCUGGAUGAGUUUCCGCAUAUCUGGUCCAAGCGCCGGGAGUUGUUGGUGCUGGGUGUGGUCGUGACCUGCUUCUUCGGGUCCCUGUUCACCCUGACGUUUGGCGGGGCCUACGUGGUGAAGCUGCUGGAGGAGUACGCCACGGGGCCCGCCGUGCUCACCGUGGCCCUGAUAGAAGCGAUGGCUGUGUUCUGGUUCUACGGCAUCACCCAGUUCUGCAGCGACGUGAAGGAGAUGCUGGGCUUCAGCCCUGGAUGGUUUUGGAGGAUCUGCUGGGUGGCCAUCAGCCCUCUGUUUCUCCUGUUCAUCAUUUGCAGUUUUUUGAUGAGCCCGCCACAGCUGCGACUUUUCCAGUAUACUUACCCUCACUGGAGUAUCUUCCUGGGUUACUGCAUAGGAACCUCGUCUUUUAUCUGCAUCCCCACAUACAUCACCUACCGGCUGAUCAUCACUCCAGGGACAUUGAAGGAGCGUAUUAUUAAAAGUAUCACUCCAGAAACACCAACAGAAAUUCCCUGUGGGGACAUCCGCUUGAAUGUCGUUUAAAACGCUUCAACGAGAGGAGAGUGAGUGGCUUUCCCACCUCCUCUUCCUCCAGCUCUGAC